Molecule: messenger RNA, 504 nt
Organism: Nicotiana tabacum (common tobacco)
Lineage: Eukaryota; Viridiplantae; Streptophyta; Magnoliopsida; Solanales; Solanaceae
Source: RefSeq, a predicted model, not a curated record
AUGCCUUUCACCCUUUACCACCUCAUUCGAUUGUACAGCCCCCGCCUCUUUCGAGGCGGGUUAAUAAAACUUCAGCGCCGGGCCACCAAGGUUCUGUUCUCGAGUAUAAACGAGGAUAAGGAUCGAGGCUGGAUGGUUGUUCCUUGCAUGCCCGGUGCAGUUCCUGACCUCAAAAACUGGGUACGGGACCUAGCUUCGACCUCUACAUAUGCUGAGCGCUCAUGGCGUGAUUUGUCAAAGGGCCGAUGGGAGUCCAAAAAUAAUGGGUGGGUUCAUUGUGAUAUUAAACCUGCUAAUAUUUUGGUUUUCAAUGCUAAUGAACAUGACAUGCACAAGUUUAAGUUGGUUGACUUUGGAUUGUCAUUAAAAGUUGGUGAUAGAAUGGCAUAUAUGACUGGAGCUCCGUUGAGCAAUCGAGGAACCCUACUGUAUGCACCCCCAGAGUCUUUGACGUGUGGUUUCCAUGCGAAAGCUUAUGAUAUAUGGUCACCAAUAGGGGUGUAA